GGGCGAGUUCGGUGCCCGUGGCAGUUUAGGAUUACGUACUUUUUGUGGAAACAGUACGGGCAACGCGGCGCGGGGACCGCUCCCACUUUUCACAAAUCCUCGUGAAACGCAUGGUGACGCAGUCCCUGAGCGCGCCAAUCCCGGGAGGACUGGAGGGCGGGCUCUUCAAAUUUGAAUCCUCACACUGUUGUGUGUUAGGGAACUCCCGGCUGCGAGCUGUCGUGCCUCCGCAGCGCGACCCUUGAGUUUCCUGACCCCCAAUCACGCAAAGCCGAGCCUAGACCGCCGCGGUCUCUCCCAGUCAGGACCUUCACCCAAGAUAUAGGAAAAAAGGACUCCUAGAAGAACUCUGUGGCUUCCUGAGCGGGGAGUGAAAUUUGAGGAUCUUCAAAAUCUUGACUACUCACGUCUCCAUACUACAUGAUUGAAUUGAGAGGGAAGAGGUUGGGCAACAUGAAAGAAGGUGUUAUGAGCUGGUUCUUGGAGCCUUUCAAGGUGACCAUCAUUAUCUGCUUUUAGGUUUCUCUGGAUCCUUGCUGAAGAUCUAUCCUGAAAAUUGUGUCUGAGUGAAUCUUCUGAUAGAGGAAAUCUGUUGCUCUUGUUUAUUAAUAUGAUUACAACACCUUUGAAACAUCCAGGGAUUCACUUGUCUUCAGAGACAUCUUCUCAAAGGAGAAAUAUGCCCAUUCAUGCAGUCUUUUUUGACAGCAUUCCUUCGGGUACACUUACUCCUGUAAAAGAUUUGGUGAAAUAUCAGAACUUUUUAAAAUCGAAUGACCAUAAGAAGAAUCAAUUUGUAGAAAUGACAGUUUUUAAAAAUAAAAAUAUAUUUCAAUCCACCAUGCUAGCAGAGGCUAACACCUCUAACAGUCCUCUUGAUAUCAGUGCUAUAAAGCCCAACAAAGAUGGAUUAAAAAAUAAAGCAAACUAUGAAUCACCAGGAAAAGUGUUUCAAAGAAUGAAAGAGAAAGUACUGCGUAACAAGCAAGAACAAGCAUCAAUAAACAGUAAUUUGCUGGAACCACCAAAAAGUGAAAGUAACAAAAUUUUCACUCCUAAUGGAGCUGAGAAAAGACUAUUGCAGCAUACAUAUCUCUGUGAAGAAAAGGAAAACAACAAAUCGUUCCAAUCAGAAAACAGCUCUCUGAGAGCCUCAGUCCAAGAAGUUCCUGUAGAACCAUCAAAUAUUUUACUCCCGGUCAAGCAAAAGAGUCAAUGUCAAGAGAAAAAGAAAGCUCCCCUGCAUAAUUUAACUUACGAGCUCCCAAUUCUGAACCAAGAACAUGACAAUGUUUUAGCUGCAGGAGUCUCAAACCGGGCAUUAACUAGAGCUCAGUUGGCUAAACAAAUUCUUCUUCAUUCAAAGGAGAAUACAGUUGCAACUACUAAGUCCAAAAAGGACACCUUUGUUUUAGAAUGCAUUGAUUCAGCCUAUGAAAAAUCCCAAAAUACUACUUUUGAGACUCUCAAUACCAACUGUGUUCUUGUUAAAAAUGGCAAUCAGUUAAUCGUUUCUGAUAAUGAGGUGACAACAAAAAGGACUUCACAACAAGAAAUUAAGGAAGGAAAUGAGAAAACAAUGCCCAGAGAGACUUAUCUUCCAGGUUCCAUAAAUGAUACGUGUAAAAUUGUGCUUGCAAGUCCAAAAUUUCAUGCAACAAUACCUCGGAGAUCAAAAAGAUAUGCUGCAAAGCCUCCUGCACCAAGUAUAUUUCAAACUACUAUCAAUGGAGUUAAAAAAAAUAAGGUAGUCCAGCUACAGGAAUGGAUGAUUAAAAUCAUCAACAAUAACACUGAUAUAUGUGUAGAAGGAAAAUUGAUAGACAUCACUGACAUAUAUUGGCACAGUAAUGCAAUUAUAGAACGGAUUAAGCACAACAAACUUAGGACAUUAUCAGGCAACAUUUAUAUAUUAAAAGGAAUGAUAGACCAGAUUUCCAUGAAAGAAGCAGGCUAUCCAAAUUAUCUCAUAAGGAAGUUUAUGUUUGGCUUUCCAGAAAGAUGGAAAGAGCACAUCGAUAAUUUUCUAGAACAAUUAAGAGCUUGUGAAAAGAAAAAGAGAAAGGCCAGGCAAACACAGAAAACUGGAAGUUUUGUCCCUGACACACAAAAAUCAAUGAAAAAUGAUGCAGGAGAAAACCAAACAGAUGCCCUCCAAAGAGCCAGUACCACUUAUGACCUUGAUUGUGAUCACUCAGAGCUAAAGAAUAGUAAGCAUAGUAGGUCACCAGGAACUACAGAAUUAAACAUUUGCCAGAGUAAUCACCAAAGUAAACCACCAUUAAGGCUCCCAGAUGACCAAAUAAAUAAUACUGUUCAAAAUGGAGAAGGAUAUGAUUUAUCUAAUCAGGAUUCUAUUAGAAAAAAGGAAUGUAAAAAGUUGUCUUCAAAGAAACUCAAAAAUUGUGAAAGAACAACAAAUAAAAGGAUAAUUAAAAGUCAGGAACAAGAGAGAACCGAAGAAUCGAAUGUACCUAUUGAUAUUAUCAUGAGGGAACCAUUUUUCUCAGACAAAGAAAGAAAAUAUACGGUUUUUAAUCAAAAGGAAGUUUAUAUUGUAGUAACACCACUUAAAUCUAAAAACGUGAUAGAGCAAAAAUGCAUGAAGUAUAAUCUGUCAUCUAGUACCAUUAAAGCAGUAGCAGAUUUUAUAAUUCCAAAACAUCAAAAGGAAAGUGAGUCACACUUAAAUGAAACACGUCUGAUCAGUAAGCCCACAAAGACUUUUGAAAAUGCAUUUGAGUGUGGUGUGGGUCAUAAAAGUAAAAACAAGGAAGAUUGCAGUGAACGAGAUUUACUCACUGUCAACCAGAAAAUAAAAAUAUCUAGUCCUAAAAAGGAACAAACAGUCACCUCUGACUUCAAGAAAAAUACAAGGUUAUCAAAAUUGAAGAAAACUGAUAAUCAAGUAACUACAUCAUUUCACGAGCAUCAGUCCUCAUCAGAUUUGUCUGACAAGAGUGAAACAGAAAAGGAAAUUAGAAUAAAAGCUGGGCUUGCUAAGAAAACCACAACAAGAAAUACCAAAGAAACAAUGGCUCAUCAGAGAAAAAGCACAAGGAACACCACAAGGAAAAUCUCAGUUAUUUCUGAACCUGAAACUGAAGAAAGUGAAAAUGAAUUUCAUAUCAAACAAAAGAAAGCUAGAUGUUCUGCUAAAAAAAAUCUUCAAAAAUCUGGUAUUAGGAAUGAGUUUCCAGUUGAUACGAUGGAAUUUGAUAAGACGAAGAGGCUUUUACCUGGUUCAGUUCAGGAUGAGGAAUGGAAUGAGAACGAAUUACAGAAACUGCAUUGUGCUUUUGCAUCUGUUCCUAAGCACAAACCUGGUUUCUGGUCAGAUGUAGCUAUGGCUGUAGGUUCUCGGUCUGCUGAAGAAUGCCAAAGGAAAUACUUGGAAGAUCCCCGAAGAAAAGGAUCCCAAAAACAUGUCACUAAGAAAAAGCCAGUCAGUCUCAAAGGCCAAAAUGACAAGAGAUGUGAUGCUGACAAGAAGCAAACUAUUAAGAUAACUGCCAAAGUGGGAACUCUUAAAAGGAAGCGGCAGAUGAGGGAUUUUCUGGAGCAGUUGCCAAAAGAUGACCAUGAUGAUUUUUUCAGUACAACACCUUUGCAGAAUCGAAGAGUACUGUUGCCGAGUUUCCAUUACAAUCAAGAGGAUGAUAUUCUGCCAAAUAUGGACAGAAAUCCAACAACUCCAUCAUCAGUUAUCUUUCCUUUGGCAAAAACUCCUCAGUGUCAGCAUGUCAGUCCUGGAAUGCUAGCCUCUAUAGAUAGGGAUGAUUGUGAUAAAUAUGUUUUUCAUAUGCAAAAAAACCAUAAAAGUAAAGGUGGCGUUGUCUGGGGAAUUAUCAAGAAAAAAACAGUUGAAAAUGAUUCUUCAAGUCCAGCAUCAAGAAAAACCCCAUUUAACAAAGAAUUAGAAAACUCUAAUAUCGGAAAACUUUUCACUAAUGCUAUGGAAUCUUUAGAUGAAGAAGAGAAAGAUUAUUAUUUUUCAAACUCUGAUUCUUCAUAGUAAAAAUGAGAAAUUUCCAGGAUUUAUAUGAAGAAGACUGUAUGUGUAUCUUCAUUUAGAGUACCUAUAUUUAUAAUGUAGUUUCAUGUGAAAUUGUGGACUCUUUUUCAAAGGACUUAUGUGUUUAUUAUUCAAAGUUAAAGAUCCUUUAGAAUAUUCCUCAUUGUUUUAGCUUACUAAAAAUAUAAGGAAAUUUAUUUUGCUUGUUAUAUAGAUAUUUCUAAAUUUGUUUUUGUUAAAAUACAUCUAAAUAAGUCUCAUAAGCAUCUGAGUCUGUUAUGAAAAUCAUGCUCCAAACCAGAUUUUUAAACAGCUUUCAAGAAAAUACUGCUAUCCUUAAGGGAGGAGGUGGGGGAGAAUAAAAGAUAGAUUGUAUUGGUAGCUACUGAAUUCACGAAAACUUUGAGUUAGCAUUUUCCACCACUUGGUAUACAAGCCAGAAUUGAUGUUUAAAUUACGUGUUGUCGAAACUUUCAUAUGCUUUCUUUUCUCCUAAUUGUUUUUCUUAAAACUUGUGAUCGGCAUAUAUAUGAAACUGAUGUAAACUUUUAUUGCUUUUUCAGGUGGAACAGAUUUUGUUGCAUUCUUAAGCCUUAUUUACAUAUGCAGACACAGCUUAAAUUUGGUCUCAGUAUUAAAAAAAACUGGAUUAGACAUACAUUCAAGGUCUACCAUUGUCAGCAGUUAAGUUAAUAUGUCAUAAUAAACAUUGUCUUCCUUUUAGAUAGUAGCUCUUUUAGAACUUUUUAGCUUAUUCUGCCAUUAUGUUUUAAAACUUGACACAGGCUGUUCCCCUCUGGUUACAGUACAUAUUCUCCCUACCCUUUCUCUCUAGUUAGGUUCAAAUAAAAUUAGUUUGCUUUUAUAAUA
Pteropus alecto (black flying fox) is the source of this 4885-nucleotide messenger RNA. RefSeq names its product MIS18 binding protein 1 (gene MIS18BP1). The transcript is spliced from 18 exons. The record is from RefSeq and is a predicted model, not a curated record. Lineage: Eukaryota; Metazoa; Chordata; Mammalia; Chiroptera; Pteropodidae. The coding region runs from base 611 to 4015 and encodes 1134 amino acids.